Frankliniella occidentalis (western flower thrips) is the source of this 991-nucleotide messenger RNA. RefSeq names its product retinaldehyde-binding protein 1 (gene Cralbp). The record is from RefSeq and is a predicted model, not a curated record. Gene Ontology annotation, molecular function: phosphatidylinositol bisphosphate binding. Gene Ontology annotation, cellular component: membrane. NCBI's taxonomy places the organism in Eukaryota, Metazoa, Arthropoda, Insecta, Thysanoptera, Thripidae.
ACGCCAACUUCCUGCUCCGGUUCCUGCGCGUCAAGAAGUUCUCGCUGCCCAUGGCGCAGCAGACCCUGCUCAAGUACCUCAACAUGCGGCAGACCUUCUCGCACCUGCUGUUCGACCUGGACGCGAGCCAGUCCAAGGUGGAGGAGCUCAUCGACAGCGGCUACAUCUUCGCGUCGCCCGUCCGCGACGCCCACGGCAGGAGGGUCAUCAUCGGCAUCGGCAAGCGGAUGGACCCGAGCCGCUUCACCAACAUCGACAUGGCCAAGGCCCACUGCAUCACCUACGAGACCCUGCUCGACGACGAGGAGAACCAGGUCAUGGGCUUCACCCACUUCGCCGACCUCGAGGGGCUGUCGCCGUCCUGCGUCACCCUCUGGUCGCCCACCGAGUUCACGCACUGCCUGCGCUGGGGCGAGCAAUCCAUGCCCAUGCGGCACAAGCAGAUCCACUUCCUCAACCUGCCCGCGCCCCUCAAGUACCUGUACGACUUCUGCCGCAGUCGGUUUAGCCAGAAGAUGCGCACCCGGUUCCUGAUCCACGACAGCGUGGAUGACCUCCGCAAGCACGUGGACAAGAAGUGCCUGCCCAGGGAGUACGGCGGCGACAUGCCCAUGGCGCAGAUGAUCGACCUCUGGAAGGAGGAGAUCGCCUCGAAGCAGAAGAUGCUCAUGCGCCUGGACGAGAUGAAGCUCGUGAGCGACCAGGGCAUCGUGACGCGGCGCACCACCACCAACUCCAACACCUGCACCGGCAUCUCCACCGUCACGGGCUCCUUCAGGCGGCUCGAGGUGGACUGACUCCCGCACCUCCAGCGACACCAACCGCCGCCACUACCUCCAUAGCACAAAGACGGACACGACUGAAGUUCUCGCUCGGCUGGUCCGAGUUAGACAGAAUAUUGCACCUCGUUCAGCCACGACGACCAUGAGUAUGUUACGGCUGGGCAGGCAUGUUAACACUUAUUACUAUGACCAUUUCCUGUUUAUUAAAU